AUGGCGUGGCUGAGACAAGUAAUAGGAGAAAAAAUAACAGAACCGUGGCACCGCAGGCAAAUGUCCCCUCGGCGAUCAAUGCGCCGUAAGCCCGGACGGGGCUGUCGCUACAGUUUGGUGAGAAGGGACAUUGAGAACAAAGUGUCCACCGAGGAAAUAAGUGGUAGUGGUAGCGAUAGUGAUAGUGGUAAUGGCAAUAGAAGUGUUAAUGAUAUUGGUAGUAGUAUUGGAAUUAGAAUUGGAAUUGGUAUUGGCAGUGGUGGUGGUAGUGGUAAUGGUAUUGGUAGGGGUGUUAUAGUAGUAUUAUUAGUAGAGAUAGUAGUUGUAGUGGUAGCAGUAGUGAUGUCAUUUCCAGAGGAGACCUUCGCACCAAAGGUGCAAAUAAAAUACGAGAUCGGCCUCGAUAUGCUGGAUCGUAAUUCGGAAAUUGAGCGUCGUCGUCAAUUUUAUAAGAGCUUUCGCUUAGAGGAGUUGUUCGAGGAUAAAUGCUUGAAGGCGUCGGACUUAGGACGCGAUUACUACUUGCCCCUCGAAAUGUUCGAUGACGAGGAGUACGACUGCAGAACCCCACAAGAGUGGAUGAAUCUGGGUCUGAUCGAUGGUAAGCAGCAUCCCCUACCGGCGACAAUUUUCCUCCAGUUUCCCAAGUGUCAGCCAGUCGCGGUCGUCGAUUACGACGAGGGCAGGAAACUCUGGCAUAUCUUCACCCUCGAGAACGAGCGCUGCUUCUUUCAGUUACCACGCAUAUACGUGUACUUCCAAGCCGAAGAUCCACGAGUCUUCGCCGAUAGGGUGGCGAACGCCGUGCUGGAGAGACGGAGAUCAGAGGCCAAAAUGAGGUACAAUUUAUAUCUCGACUGCAUACCGACCGAAGGAAUGGACGGCUUAAGUGAUAGCGAGAGGGAGACGAUUAUACGUCUAACAGUGGGCACAAGAAAUCAUCACAACUACUCGGUUAAUCAGAUCUCAUCGGAUAUUAGAGAAUUAAUCAAAUGGCAUAUUUUAUAUGUCCAACCACAAAUUUAUGAAACAAUAAAAGCCGUCGUUCAGGAAUGCAAUAAAGUUUCUCUAAAAUCGCUUUUUACAUUCAAAUAUGGGAAGACAGUGACUAUCCAAGAAUUUGAAGUUCAACAACUACAUGAGAUACACACAUUUAUAAAUUAUUUAAAGGUUCAAUGGUUAAAUAAUAUUUCACAGACUAUUAAAAUGAAUUUAAGAGACAUUGGGAAAGGAUGGUUCGAUUUAAAACAAAAAAAUUAUGAAAUUUAUGAAGUUAUGAAAUUGAAGAGACUAAUGGAACUUAUUAAGCAAUAUAUGCAGACUACAUUAAGAGAUAUAGUGAUAAAUUCAUCAUCAUUAUUUCUUUCAUUCUUCGAAACUCCAACUUUAUGUUUUGCCAAUAUCAAACCAGACUUUACUUGGGAUUCAGAUUUACGAAGCAUGCCGUUCAAAUCAACAAAUUCUCCAAUUUUUCAAAUAGAAAUUGAUAUGAAUGUGAAAGGUCCUUUCUUCUCUACGAAUCCAAAAUUAUACGAGGAGAAAUUGGAUUCCUUAUACUUUAAAUCAAUAAAAUUAUGUCAACAAAUAAGUCGAAUUCAUCCGAUGAUUUUGGAAAAUUUAAAGUUUUCGAAAGGAUUGUAUAUGAAUCACAUACAGUUGGAAGGAGACUUAAUAUUUGAAGUGCGCAAGCGAAUAAAAGCAGCUUAUAAGAAAUCUACAAUUUCUCUGUUUGCUUACCUUAAAAAAUUCGAAAACUACCUAAGUCUAUAUAACCUUGAUAUCGAUCAAUACGUAAAGAAGUUUGAAAAUGACGAAUAUACAAUAGUAUCGUUAAAAGAAGAGAUAAUGAUGCAUUAUUCUUCUAUAGCAAAGUUAAAUAAUGAAAUACCAUAUAGCAUAUGUAUUGGUGCAUUUUUUGUGAAUAUCGAAAAUUUAAAAAAAUUUCUAAUGAAGAAAUAUCAAGAAAUUAUAAAUCAAUUGUUCCAAAUGCAUACCAAACGUCUCAAUUUACAAAUUAAUGAAAUGCUCGAUGAUUAUAAAUUUAUCUUCCGAAAACUUAACGUGGAGCCAACUAGUAUAGAACAAAUAUUUGAAUUACGCGAUUGGAUAGAAGGCAUACCAAUGGCCGUGUCCAUACAUUUUGAAAAUUUUCAAAAAUUAAGAAUCGAUUACGACAUGAUUGAUCAUUUCUUAUGGAAUUUAUCAGACAACGAUUUCCAAUCUCGAUACGAAGCCAUGCAUUUUCCAUUGCGAAUUAAAAUCCAAAUUGAUCGACUGAACAUAAGUAUGAUAGAGUUAGAAAAAACGAAAUUUUAUAAAGCACAAUUAGAAGAUAUAGCGAAUACAAAUCAGAAUAUCGAUUCUAUAGUUGGAAAUGUAACAACUAUUGCCAUGCAAAAUGAUAUUACCAAAAUCAAUGAAAUAACUACUGAAAUUCAUCUGACCUGGAAGAUAAUGAAAGAUUUACACGAAUUCAGUAUUUUAUUAAAUUCACGUCAAAAAUUAUUCGCUCUCCCUACUGUACGUUUCAAUAAACUUACGUCAUUAAUAAAGGAUUUUGAGCCUUACAAGAAUUUUUGGUUAACAGCUUCUGAUUGGUUAAACUGGUAUCAUAUUUGGAUGGAAAAUCCUUUAGUAACCAUCAAUGCGGCCAAUAUAGAUAUAGUUGUUAACGAUAUGUACAAAAUGUUGGGACGAUGUAUAAAAUCAUUGCAUGAUCAACCUGAUAUUAUUAAAUUGGCUGAAGAUUUAAAAAAUCAAAUAGAACAGUUCAAGCCGUAUAUAAGUGUUUUACAAUCUUUUCGAAAUCCUGGUAUGAAAGCUCGGCAUAUAGAUAGUAUCAGUGAGAAAACAGGAAUCACCAUCACCUUCAGUCCCAAUUUGACAUUUCAAAAUUUACUGUCCUACAAUGUUAUGGAAUAUCAAGAAAUAAUUAAAGAGACGGCUGAAACUGCUGGAAAAGAGUAUGCAAUUGAAAAAGCUUUAGAAAAAAUGAAAACGGAAUGGGAACCUCUUCAAAUGGAAAUUAUAGAAUACAAGAAUACUGGAACAUAUAUAAUGAAAAUAACGGAUGAAGUGCAAUUACUUUUAGAUGAUAAUAUAAUUGUUAUGCAACAGAUUAGUUUCAGUCCAUUCAAAGAUGUAUUCAAAGAUGAUAUCGACGAUUGGUAUUUCAAAUUAAAGCUUUCUCAAGAGGUCAUUAUAUUAUGGAUGGAAGUACAAAAAUUAUGGAUAUACUUAGAACCAAUAUUUUCUUCCGAAGAUAUCAGUGUCCAAUUACCGGUAGAAUCAAAAAAAUACAAUACAUUGGAUCGCAAUUGGCGUCGAGUUAUGAAAUCAGCAUACGACAAUCCAUUGAUUAUCAAAGUAUGUCCGGAUAGAAUGCUCUUGGAGACCUUGCGCGAGUGCAUAAAUCUCUUGGAAAUGGUACUAAAGGGGCUGUCUGAUUAUCUUGAGAGUCGAAGAAUACUCUUCCCACGUUUCUUCUUUCUCAGCGAUGACGAGCUGCUUGAGAUACUCGCCCAAACGAAAAAUGUACAGGCGGUACAGCCGUACUUAAAGAAGUGCUUUGAGAAUAUGAAGGAACUGCGUUUCGAAGAUGAUUUGACAAUAACGCGCAUGUAUUCCGCGGAGGACGAGGAAGUUAUUCUUAAUCCGUCUGUGAAGCCAUCGGGCAGCGUGGAAUAUUGGUUGAAUACAGUUGAGAGCUCAAUGAAAUCAACUAUUCGUUUCGAGAUAAGCCAAGCCAUAGAUAAAAUCGAAAUAUUGUCGAGAAAAGAAUGGAUUUAUAUGUGGCCCGGACAGGUUUCACUUUGCGUCGGACAGACAUCAUGGACCGCUCACGUAGAAAACUCCAUCACAACAAAUGGCUUAUCGAAUUAUGCAAAAAUCAUGAUAUCACAACUGGAUGAUCUUCGAAGUUUAGUUCGCGGCCAGCAAACGGAAAUCCAGAGAUUAAUGCUUGAGGCCAUAAUAACGAUCGAAGUCCACGCUCGUGAUGUCCUUCUAAAACUGAUUGAAGAGAGAGUUUCUAACGUCAAUGAUUUUGAUUGGAUUUCACAAUUACGUUACUACUGGGUCAACGACUCGGAUCUCAAAGUACGCGCGGUUAAUGCUGAAUUUCAAUAUGGGUAUGAAUAUCUUGGCAACAAUGGACGGCUCGUAAUCACACCGCUUACCGAUCGAUGUUACUUAACGCUGACGGGAGCUUUGCAUUUGAAAUUCGGCGGUGCUCCAGCUGGACCCGCAGGCACUGGAAAAACCGAAACAACCAAGGAUCUUGCGAAAGCUUUCGCGAUUCAGUGCGUUGUGUUUAACUGCUCCGAUCAGCUUGAUUUUAUAUCGAUGGGAAAAUUCUUCAAAGGACUUGCUAGUUCCGGUGCUUGGGCAUGUUUCGACGAAUUCAAUCGUAUCGACAUUGAAGUUCUAUCUGUUAUAGCACAGCAAAUCAUGACCAUUCAAAAAGCUCAACAAAUGCAAACGGAAAAGUUUAUCUUCGAGGGGGUUGAACUUCGCUUGAGAUUUUCUUGCGCUGUUUUUAUAACCAUGAACCCAGGUUACGCAGGACGAACGGAACUGCCAGAUAAUUUAAAAACUCUCUUCCGGCCUGUUGCGAUGAUGGUACCUAACUAUACCUUAAUAGCAGAAAUUUCAUUAUUUUCGUGUGGCUUUAGCGAUGCUAAGGUCCUUGCGACAAAAAUUACUGCAACAUUUAAAUUAAGUUCGGAACAACUCAGUUCACAGGAUCACUACGAUUUCGGAAUGAGAUCGGUAAAGACAGUAAUAGCUGUUGCUGGAAUAUUAAAACGCGAACAAAAGGAUAUGGAAGAGCCUCAAAUUUGUUUACGAGCAUUGAGGGACGUCAAUGUACCCAAAUUUUUAAACGAUGACUUGAAAUUAUUUAACGGAAUUGUUUCCGAUUUAUUUCCAAAAAUAGUGGAAAAAACUAUUGAUUACGAUAUAUUCAUCGCAGCAAUCAAAGAGACGAUAAAGGAAAUGCAACUAAGCGCUGUACAAGAUUUUAUACAUAAAGUCAUCCAGUUAUAUGAAACCACAAUUGUUCGUCAUGGCUUAAUGCUUGUGGGGCCGACUGGUUCUGGAAAAACUAAGUGCUACCAAGUACUGAGGAAAACCUGCACGAAGCUCAAGGGCCAAUUGCAGCCGAGCGGUAAGCCCUUCACCCGCGUGCACACCUACGUUGUGAAUCCCAAAUCCAUUACCAUGGGCCAGCUAUACGGAGAGUACGAUCUCAACACCCACGAGUGGACUGAUGGAAUUUUAUCGUCCUUAAUUCGUUCUGGAACAACGGCAACGGAUAAUGACAAACGCUGGUAUGUUUUUGACGGGCCGGUUGACGCCGUUUGGAUCGAAAACAUGAAUACGGUACUCGACGAUAAUAAAAAGCUUUGCUUAUCCUCCGGUGAAAUAAUGAGACUUUUACCAACACAAACGAUGAUUUUCGAAGUAGCCGACUUGAAGGUCGCUUCUCCGGCAACAGUAUCCAGAUGUGGCAUGGUUUAUAUGGAGCCAAAAGGAUUGGGCAUAAAUCCUUUUAUUGAUUGUUGGAUCGAGAAAUUACAUGAUGUAAGUUUUAUAAAACCAUAUGCCGAAAGAUUAUCAAAACUGGCGUACGCCUUGUUGUUACCAGCACUGAAAUUUCUACGAGAACAUUUAACAGAAAUUGUGCAAACUGUUGAUUCAGGACUUGUGCAUUCCUAUAUAAACCUAAUGAAUUAUCAAUUUGUAUCAUUGAAAGUGAAAAACGAGUCUCUCGAUCCUUUUCUCGAACCUUGGUCGACGUUUGCACUCGUAUGGAGCAUUGGAGCUACUUGCGACUGGAAUAGUCGAUACUUAUUCAGCGAAUGGCUACGAGAAUUGCAAAGAAAAGCUGAUCAUAAAAUGCAGUUCCCACCUGAUGGCUUAGUUUAUGAUUACAAGUACGUGAUUUACAGUAUAUGAAUUUUUAUAAUGCAUCAGUCAAAAGUAGAAAAUCAAAUGCAAUGGACUAAAUGGUUAAAAGAUGCACCGAUUGACGUUAUUGAUAUCGACAAGAAAUUCUCAAACAUUGAAAUUGCAACCAUCGAUAUGGUGCGCAGCAUGGAGUUGAUUGAUUACUUAUUGUUGAGCGAAUGUAAUGUACUUUGUGUCGGGCCAACGGGUAGCGGCAAAACAUUAACAGUUUCAACCAAACUUUCGAGAAAUAUGCCAAAAAGAUUCAUUUGCGAUUUCAUUAAUUUUUCGGCUAGAACGUCAGCUAAUCAGGUUCAAGACUUAUUAGAUAGUAAACUGGAUAAGCGGCACAGAGGUGUGUAUGGUCCACCGAUUUCAAAAAAGCAAAUCUUCUUCAUCGACGAUUUAAAUAUGCCAGCACUCGAGACUUAUGGUGCUCAGCCACCUAUCGAGCUCUUACGCCAAUAUAUGGACUUUCAAGGAUGGUAUGAUAGGAAGGAAAUCGGUUCGUUUAGAACCAUUACGGAUGUUAAUUUUAUAUGUGUAAUGGCACCUCCAGGUGGAGGACGGAAUCCCGUAACCGCUCGACUUUUACGUCAUUUUCAUUUUAUUGCAUUUCCUGAGAUGGAAGAUGACACAAAGAAAAAUAUAUUCGGAACCAUAUUAUUGUCGUGGCUCUCAAUGACGAAGAGUCUAAAGGGAUUUUCCGAUUCCUUGGUCAAGAUUACCCUCCAAGUUUACUCGACAGUAUGCAAAAAGCUUCUACCAACUCCUGACAAAUCCCACUAUACUUUUAAUCUCAGAGAUUUGAGCAAAGUAUUUCAAGGGAUUUUAAUGUCAGAUCCCGAUCAGAUAAUUGUACCGGACGAUCUCCUAUUAUUAUGGUAUCACGAAAAUUUUCGAGUAUUUAGCGAUAGACUGACAAACAAAAGCGAUAGAAAUUGGUUUCAAAAUUUGCUUGCUGAGACCGUGAUGGAUGAAUUUAACUACGACAUCGAUAAAUUUUCAUUUAAAGGAAACUUGUAUUUCGGAGAUUUCUGUAGCUCUGGAAGUCGUUACGAACAUAUAAAAAAUAUUAAAAAAAUGAAGAAAACAUUGUCAGAUUUUCUCGAAGAUUAUAAUAAUUCAACAACGAUGCCUAUGAAUUUAGUGCUAUUUGAAGAUGCUAUAAGUCACUUAUGUCGCAUAGCUAGAAUUCUUCGACAAUCUCCAGGAAAUGCUCUCUUAUUGGGAAUGGGUGGCUCAGGUCGUCAGAGCUUAACAAAACUUUCUUCGCAUAUUGCGGAAUAUUAUUGCUUCCAAAUUGAGUUAACCAAAACAUAUUCGAUCCGAGAUUGGAGAGAGGACGUUAAAAGUAUUCUUUUAAAGACUGGAUUAUCAAAUAAACACACUGUAUUUGUGUUCUCCGAUACUCAGAUUAAGAAUGACUUGUUCUUAGAGGAUUUAAAUAACAUAUUAAGUAGUGGAGAUGUGGCGAAUAUUUAUCAAUCCGAGGAAAUGGAUAAAAUAUUCCAAACGAUGCGACCUUUUGUGCAAGAAUCAGGUCUUCAAAUGAACAGAAGUAAUCUUUAUGCAGUUUAUUGUAAAAUAAUACAAAAUAAUCUGCAUGUAGUUAUAUCUAUGUGUCCUAUUGGAGAAAUAUUUCGAGCUCGAAUCCGACAAUUUCCGGCUUUAGUAAAUCUUUGCACAAUAGAUUGGUUCGAUCCGUGGCCAGAUAGUGCACUUGAGAAUGUUGCGUUACAUUUUCUUGGAUCUGUAAGAGAUGAAGCCAUUACUGAAUCUGUUUUAAAAUCAAUUGUAAAAACAUGCCAAUUUAUGCAUUCCAGUGUGAUAAAAGCCAGUGAAGAAUUUUCUCAAGAGUUAAACCGUCAUAAUUAUGUUACCCCCACCUCCUAUUUAGAACUUAUUUCCAGUUAUGGUGAUCUACUGAAUAAAAAGAAACAAGAGCUAACUCAAGGCAUAUUUCGAUUAACAACAGGAUUACAAAGACUCGCUGCAUCUCAAACAGAAGUUAAAGAGUUACAAAUAAUGUUGGAGCAAAUGAAACCCGAACUUGAAAAAGCUGCUCAAACGGCUGCUAGAAUGAUGGAAGAAAUCGAGCGAGAUACAAAAGAAGCGAAAGUAGCUCGGAUUAAAGCGGAAGAGCAAGAAAGGGAAGCCUUAAAAUUGAAAACGGAAAACCAAGCGAUAAAAGAUGAAGCCGAAGCUGAUCUAAAGACUGCAAAGCCCAUGCUGGAAGCAGCAGAACAAAGCUUAAAAGCAUUGAAUAAAGGCGAUAUAACGGAGGUAAAAGCCAUGAAAAGACCGCCCGUUGGAGUAAAACUCGUAAUCGAAACAAUAUGUAUUAUUAAAAAAGUCAAACCAAAUAGAAUUCCGGGUGAAAAGCCAGGUGAAAAACUUAACGAUUAUUGGACGCCAGGAAGUCAAAUGCUUGCCGAUGCUGGACAAUUUCUUGCAUCGCUAGAAAAAUACAAUAAAGACGAAUUGACGGAGGACAUAAUAAAUAAAUUAAAAGUUUACAUAGAAAAUCGUAAUUUCACGCCACAAAAGGUGGCGCAAGUUUCGAAAGCCUGUCACUCUCUAUGUUUGUGGGUCCAUGCAAUGUACAACUACUACUUCGUGAACCUCCGCGUAAUGCCAAAAAUGGCAGCGUUGGCACUGGCUGAGAAGGAUCUCGCCAAGACCGAGGCUAUGCUCGACAAAGCCAUGGCGAAACUAAAGAUGGUGCAAGAUGGACUAGAUUUGUUGCAGAUUAAAUUCGAGUUGGAGGAGAAGAAAAAGAUGGAACUAGAGAAGCAAAAACAACUUUGCGAGGAGCGAAUGGCAAGGGCAGUGAGACUGAUCACAGGCUUGGCUGGGGAGCAGGUGAGGUGGCUCGAAAGCGUCGAUCAUAUGAAGAAAGGACUUACGAACAUUAUCGGUGACAUCCUUUUAUCAUCCGGAGCCAUAGCUUACUUGACACCUUUCAUUGAUACGUAUCGCAAAAAACUAUUGGCCUCCUGGUAUGAAGUAUUAGGAAAAGGCGUUCCACAUACACCCGGUUGCAAUCCAACAUCAGUUCUUGGCGAUGCUGUUCAAAUCAGAAAAUGGCAAAUACAUGGCCUACCCCGGGACUCGUUAUCCGUUGAAAAUGCCGUUUUGAUUACGAAUUCAAAGCGUUGGCCACUAUUUAUCGAUCCGCAAGGCCAAGCCAAUCGAUGGAUCCGAAAUGUGGGAAAAUUGGGCGGCGUGUCUACGGUACGAAUGACCGAUAAAGAUCUUUUGAGGGUCAUCGAGAGCUGCGUCAGAUUUGGACGUACUUGUCUGAUAGAAAACGUCGGCCUUGAACUCGAGGCGGCGCUCGACACGAUCCUUAUGCGCUCGCUCUUCUGACAAGCGGGUGUCAUGAGCAUUAAGAUUGGCGACAACGUCGUCCCAUACAAUUUCGACUUUCGACUUUAUCUAACAACGAAGCUUCCAAAUCCCCAUUAUACGCCGGAAGUGUCCGUCAAAGUGCUCCUGGUCAACUUCACGUUAACUGCCAGCGGAUUAGCGGAUCAGAUGCUCUCGCUGGUGGUGAUGCAGGAGAGACCGGAACUCGAAGAAAUCCGGAGUGCUCUCAUAGUGUCUAACGCCCAGAUGAAACACGAGCUCAAAGAAAUCGAGGAUCGCAUUCUUUACCGGCUCUCCUUGUCCGAGGGCUCGCCCGUUGAUGACAUCGACCUUAUCCUCACCCUCGAAGCCUCCAAGGUCAAGAGCGAGGAAAUCAAGUUAAAAGUAGCAGCGGCCGAGACGACGCAAGAGGAUAUCGAUGCAGCGAGAUCUUUGUACAUUCCAGUAGCGAAUCGCGCGCAAAUUCUGUUUUUUUGCUUAUUGGACUUGCAACUGAUUGAUACAAUGUAUCAAUACUCUCUCGAAUGGUUCAUUCGUAUAUUUAUUAAUAGCAUGAUAAAUGCGGAAAAGAAUGAUGACGUCGAUGUACGUGCCAACAUUAUCAAUGAAUACUUCACAUUCGCGCUUUAUACAAAUGUAUGUCGAAGUCUUUUUGAAAAGCACAAAUUACAUUUUGCAUUUCUAUUGUGUAUAAGAAUUCAAAUGAUGGAUAAUUUGAUUGAUUACGCUGAAUGGAGAUUUUUUCUCUCUGGAGCAAUUCCACCGACGGAAAAACCAAAUCCAGUCAGUUGGUUAACACAGCGUAGUUGGAUCGAGAUACAAUCUCUCGAAGUCUUGCCCACCUUUGAAGGUUUUGUUUCAUCAUUCGAGUCUCUACUACCAGAAUUUAAGGAAAUCUUUGACAGUUAUCAGCCAGAAAGUAUGCCGAAUCCGAAGCCAUGGCAUAGUAAAUUGAAUGACUUUCAAAAGAUGAUAAUUAUAAAGUGUCUUCGACCAGAUAAGCUUACAAAUGUGAUGCAAUCUUAUAUUAUAAAAUUCCUUGGAAGUCGGUUUAUUGAGCCACACACAUCGGGACUCGAUGCAAUAUACGAUGAAUCUAGUCCCUUGACUCCACUUAUCUUUGUGCUUUCAACUGGAACAGAUCCAGCCUCGGAGCUUUAUAAAUUUGCAGAAAAAUUGAAAAUGUCCCGAAAAUUAUUUUCCAUAUCAUUGGGUCAAGGACAGGGGCCGAAAGCCGAAAUUAUGCUUAAACAAUCCCUCGUGGCCGGUAAUUGGCUGUUUUUCCAAAAUUGUCACUUGGCGCCAAGUUGGAUGCCGAAAUUAGAGAUUUUGGUAGAAACGCUCCCCCCAAAUAGUAUUCAUCGAGACUUUCGUUUGUGGUUGACGUCAAUGCCCUCGCCCUCGUUUCCAGUCAGCAUUCUUCAAAAUGGAUGUAAAAUGACUAUUGAGCCGCCGCGAGGUGUUAAGGCGAAUGUAUUGAAAACUUACUCAACUCGAGUGAUCGAGAUGAUGGAUUUCUUGGAAUCUGAUCAUUCAAAAGUGCAAACUUUCAAGUCCUUGAUAUUUUCUUUGUGUUUAUUCCAUGCGGUCCUACUGGAAAGACGAAAAUUUGGUCCAUUGGGCUUUAAUAUACCAUAUGAAUUCACCGAUGGAGACUUUGCUAUCUGUAUGUCGCAACUUCAUAUGUUCCUACUGGAAUACGUCCAAAUACCAUUUAAAGUUUUAAUUUACACGGCCGGGCACAUUAAUUAUGGCGGUCGGAUAACGGAUGAUUGGGAUCGAAGAUGCGUUUUGACGAUUUUACAAAAAUUUUAUAAUGAAAAUGUACUAACUGACGGCUAUAAAUUUGACUCUUACGGGAAUUAUUGUCAACCACCAGCAGAUACAUCUUUUGAGGAAUAUCUUGAGUUAAUCAAAAUGUUCCCUAUAAACGACGAUCCAAUUCUCUUUGGUUUACAUAAUAAUGCGGAUAUUAGUUACGCGCAAGCCGAAACGUAUGCGUGUCUGAAAACUUUACUCACCUUACAACCGCGAGAUAUUGGAAGUUCCGUUUCAAAAGUCGAGGAAGUGACAGGUCAAUUGGCAAUGAGUAUUUUCGAUGGGCUACCCGAGCCCUUUAACCUCGAGGCAAUUAAAAAAAAAUACCCGAUUUCGUACGAAGAGUCUUUGAAUACCGUUUUGCUACAGGAGGCAACGCGCUACAAUGGAUUGCUCAUUGAAAUGUCAAGCAGCUUGAGCGAUCUAUUAAAAGCCCUCAAAGGACUCGUUGUGAUGUCUGAUAAAUUAGAAGCGAUGGCAUCAAAUAUGUACAACAAUAAAGUUCCAGAGAACUGGCAAAAUAAGGCUUUCGCUUCGUUAAAGCCACUCGGCUCGUGGGUAGAAGACUUGAGAGAGAGAAUAAAAUUCAUACAGAGCUGGCAAGACAAUGGUAUACCGUCCGCGUUCUGGAUAUCAGGUUUUUAUUUUCCUCAAGCCUUUCUCACCGGCAGCUUACAAAACUACGCGAGGAAGUACAGCAUCUCUAUCGACUCUCUCGAAUUUAGCUUCAAGGUGCUUAAAGACAAACCUCAUCGCAGACCAAUCGAUGGAUGCGCCGUUUACGGUCUUUUCCUCGAGGGCUGCAGGUGGGACGGUACUUGGCUCACGGAAUCAUUGCCCAAGGAACUCUACACCAGCAUGCCACCAAUUCUUCUCAUACCGGAGGUAAAUCAUAAGAAGGCCAGCAGUGGAAUCUACGAGUGCCCGGUUUACAAGACCAUUCAGCGCGCCGGAACCCUUAGUACCACCGGCCACUCCACCAACUUCAUCCUUACAAUGGAAAUUCCCACCCAGAAUCCACAGGAGCACUGGAUCGUCCGAGGCGUUGCCCUCAUCUGCGCCCUCGAUUUCUAA
This is a messenger RNA of Ceratosolen solmsi marchali, 12213 nucleotides long. Its product is annotated as dynein heavy chain 1, axonemal. The transcript has 59 exons. Gene Ontology annotation, cellular component: dynein complex. The record is from RefSeq and is a predicted model, not a curated record. Gene Ontology annotation, biological process: microtubule-based movement. Gene Ontology annotation, molecular function: dynein intermediate chain binding; dynein light intermediate chain binding; minus-end-directed microtubule motor activity. NCBI's taxonomy places the organism in Eukaryota, Metazoa, Arthropoda, Insecta, Hymenoptera, Agaonidae.